UUAUAAGGCAAAUGUUCGACUUGAUAAAAAAACACGGUCGCCCAGUAUUCGCAAGUCGCGAUGCAGUUAUUUAUCUGUUCAAUAGUUUCAGGUACCUGGGUAUUAACCCGCCGAAUAAGUAUCGUAUUCCAUAUUUCUUUUACUCGUUCAUUACCUGUUUUAUCGUACUCUUCUCGCCGGUUAUUUGCAAUGUUGGUUGGUUGCGCGAUCGCAAUAAGCUAUCUGUUAUGGAAAUAUUAACUUGCGUACAAGCCUCAUUAAAUGUACUUGCUAUACCAAUUAAAAGCAUCGCUUUGGCAAUGUCAAAAAAUCGUCUUCGUGACAUUGAACCUAUAGUAACGGAACUGGAUAAGUAUUAUACACGAUCUGAGGAUAGGGAAAAAAUACGUAAAUGCGGCAUAACUGGUAAUCGACUAGUUUUUGGAUUCGCGGUUGCAUACUUCACGUAUGAAAUAUUGACUGUUGUGGCCGCAUUAGUGGGUGGACAUGCACCGAUAUCGUUCUGGAUUCCGAAUGUUGAUUGGCAUAGAUCUUCAUGGGAGUAUUGGCUACAAGUUAGCUAUGAUAUAUUUUUACUUUUAUUACUGCUAUAUCAUCAAGUAUUAAACGACUCAUAUCCGGCCGUUUAUAUAUAUAUUAUACGUACACAUAUACAGCUUUUAGCAGUUCGCGUCGAACGUUUGGGUUAUGAUGAGAAGAAAAGUGUUGAUGAUAAUUAUAAAGAGCUAUUAGAAUGUAUUGUUAUACAUCAGGAAAUACUGAAGGUUGCCAGCAUUGUUGAGCCCAUUAUGUCUGUGACUGUAUUCACUCAGUUUAUUGUAGCUGCGGCUAUACUUGGCGUCACGAUGAUUAACAUUUUCAUUUUUGCUGAUCUUACGACUAAAAUUGCUUCUGUCACGUAUUUUUUCUGUGUACUCCUUCAGACAUCGCCGACAUGUUACCACGCGUCAUAUUUGUUGGCUGAUUGCGAUGAGUUGCGCCUGGCUAUUUUUAAAUGCAAUUGGGUUGACCAGAAUAAACGUUUUAAUAAUUUGUUAAUCUACUUUUUGCAUCGUUCUCAGGAUUCCAUUCCCCUUUUCGCCAUGAAAUUAGUGCCGAUAAAUUUGGCCACUAAUUUGUCGAUUGCAAAAUUUUCUUUUACACUUUUUACUUUCAUACAAGAAAUGGGUCUUGGUGAGAAUCUAAAGGUGUCGACGAUUAAAAAAUCUGCACCUAGUAGCUUCUGCAAUAAAAGUUGUAAGGGGAAUACUCUAUGUUUUUCAGAAUAGCAAGGAAUGUAAAAAUCCCAUUGAGAACGCCCCAUUGAAAACGCAACCUGAAAAGAAACAACAAUAAGUAGCUGAUACAGGUUCGCAUUUGACUACUUGCUUGGUUGAAAAACAAAAACAAAUACUGGUUUUGUCAAUAUUUUCUUGUAUGUGCAAUUCGUGUACCUUACUAAUGUUGGAAAACAUAGAG
Molecule: messenger RNA, 1458 nt
Organism: Anastrepha obliqua
Lineage: Eukaryota; Metazoa; Arthropoda; Insecta; Diptera; Tephritidae
Product: odorant receptor 7a-like
Exons: 4
Coding region: 12-1268 (418 amino acids)
Biological process (GO): detection of chemical stimulus involved in sensory perception of smell; sensory perception of smell
Cellular component (GO): plasma membrane
Molecular function (GO): olfactory receptor activity; odorant binding
Source: RefSeq, a predicted model, not a curated record